Molecule: messenger RNA, 1307 nt
Organism: Diuraphis noxia (Russian wheat aphid)
Lineage: Eukaryota; Metazoa; Arthropoda; Insecta; Hemiptera; Aphididae
Product: 4'-phosphopantetheine phosphatase
Biological process (GO): coenzyme A biosynthetic process
Cellular component (GO): nucleus; cytosol
Molecular function (GO): ATP binding; pantothenate kinase activity
Source: RefSeq, a predicted model, not a curated record
AUGUAUAUUAUAGGUGGUUCACUUACAAAAAUAGCAUAUUAUUCAACAGUAUCAUUUAGACGAGUUUAUUAUGCAACUGAUAACUUAAACAAAAAUGAUGACAAAAACAAGGAUGACAAAAAUGAUAAGUUUGUUUACACAUAUUCUGAACAAGCAAGGCUGCAUUUUGUCAAGUUUGAAACAAAAUAUAUUGAAAACUGUUUGGAUUUUAUUGGAGAUAAUUUAGUUAACAGCGAUGAACGAAAAGGAAAAAGCAUUAAAGCCACCGGAGGUGGGGCAUACAAGUAUAGCAAACUUAUUCAAGACAAAUUGGGAUUAAAAGUAGAUAAAGAAGAUGAACUUACUUGUCUAAUCACAGGAUGUAAUUUCUUAUUGAAAAAUAUAAGUGAUGAAGCAUUUGUUUACAACCGAAAUGGUAGCCCAGAAUAUGAAUUUCAAACAGCUGACCCACAUGUAUUUCCUUAUAUGUUGGUUAACAUUGGCUCAGGUGUAAGUAUUUUAAAAGUGGAGUCGGAUAGUUGUUACGAGCGUAUUGGUGGUACAGCUACAGGAGGUGGCACAUUCUGGGGCCUUGGUACACUUUUGACUAAAGCCAAAUCAUUCGAUGAAUUACUUGAUCUUGCCGAAAAAGGAGAUCAUAGAAAGGCUGAUAUGCUUGUAAAAGAUAUAUAUGGUGGAGAUUAUGAAACUCUUGGUAUGCAUUCAGAUUUAAUUGCUUCUUCUUUUGGAAAAAUAUGUCCUCGUCAAAAUUCAGAAAGUGAUUACAAUGAAGCAGAUCUGGCAAGAAGCUUACUGUUUGCAAUUAGCAAUGACAUUGGUCAAAUUGCUUGUUUAUAUGCAAUGAUGCAUAAUUUGAAAAAGCAUGUGAUAGAACCAUUCCAGUCUAUAAUCUUAGUAGAAACAUCAAAUUUUAAUACAAUACAGAAGAUAAUAUUUUAUGUGUCUGAUUGUUCUUUGAUUUUUAGUCGUUUGGAACGAGAAUUGGCAAAUGAAUUGAUUACUGUGGAUUUGAUUAUAUUGGAAGGAAUGGGUAGAGCUGUACACACAAACAUAGAUGCUGAAUUUGUGUGUGAUUGUUUCAAAUUGGCCAUCAUAAAAAACCGUUGGUUGGCUAAACGUUUAGGUGGCGACGUGUUUUCAGUUGUYUGCAAAUAUGAAAGUGUUGCAUAACAAUUUUAAUUAGUUUUAAAAAAACAACAUUUUAUAUAAUUAUUAUUGAACAAUGAAUUUUCAUAUUACUAUGAUAAUCUCGGUAUAAAUUAGUAAUUAAUAAUUUCACAUAUUGUGGUAUUUGGUUAAAAUUAAUU